Molecule: messenger RNA, 270 nt
Organism: Cladophialophora yegresii CBS 114405
Lineage: Eukaryota; Fungi; Ascomycota; Eurotiomycetes; Chaetothyriales; Herpotrichiellaceae
Product: peptidylprolyl isomerase
Exons: 3
Coding region: 1-270 (89 amino acids)
Molecular function (GO): peptidyl-prolyl cis-trans isomerase activity
Source: RefSeq, a predicted model, not a curated record
AUGGCCACCCGACUAGAUAAGAAGCUCCUCUCGGCCGGGAACAAUGCGGACUACCCCAAGGCCGGCGACGAAGUCACGAUCGAGUACACUGGUUGGCUGUACGAUGCGUCGAAGGCCAACGCAGAUUACAAGGGCAACCAAUUCGACAGCUCAGUCGGCCGCGGAGAUUUCAAAACUCAGAUCGGCGUCGGUCGAGUCAUUCAAGGCUGGGAUCAAGGUGUGCCGCAAAUGUCUCUGGGCGAGAAGAGCAGAUUGACGAUUCCAGGGUAA